Molecule: messenger RNA, 1961 nt
Organism: Alosa sapidissima (American shad)
Lineage: Eukaryota; Metazoa; Chordata; Actinopteri; Clupeiformes; Clupeidae
Exons: 9
Coding region: 339-1961 (540 amino acids)
Source: RefSeq, a predicted model, not a curated record
GUUUGUUUGUGUUCGUUAAUGUGUCUGUGCAUCUCUCUCACUCUCUCCCUCACUCCACAGAGUUGUUAUGUUAUGUCAUAACAAGAAACAUAUCUUGACCAUAAUGUUUGCUUACUUGUCCCUAUAUUAUCCUUCAUCUUAAUGAUAAUGGAGUCAAUAUUUCCAUAUUGGGUUGCUGUGUAAAGUUAACCUUUGCAGGAGAACAAGCAUAAAUACAGUAUUGACAUAAAGUAUGCAAAAGCAUUUCACCCUGAAGAGUAGGAGCGACAUGUACAAUCAGACCAGGGACAGUGGCCUAUUUGCACAUUGUCUCUGAAGCAGAAGCAUUCACGUCAGCCAUGAAGUGGUGCAUCAUUUGUCUGCUGCCUCUCAUGGCUUUAGCACUGGCCUCUCGUGAGUACCACUAUAUCGCUGACCCCAAGACAUGGACCGAAGCCCAGACCUACUGCAGAGAGAAGUACACUGACCUGGCCACCAUCAGGGACAAAGAAGAGAUGCAGAUCUUAAAUGAGCUCAGCCUUUUCAGUGGAGGUGCCUGGAUAGGCCUGUUCAACAAACUGCAGAACUGGCCGAGUAAAUUCACCGCCGAUAAGGACAAAAACAGCUGUUUGUACUUCUGGAUACACGGGGGUAUUUGGACACCAUGCCUUUGCAAUUUGACGGUUGCCUUCGUCUGUCAUGAUGUGAAUCAAUAUGCCCCCCAUGGCUUCAACCUGACUUUGGAUAAAAAAAAUUGGACAGAAGCUCAGAGGGAGUGCCAACAGAAACACACCCGCCUGGCCACUCUCAGGAAUCAAGAAGAGAAAGAUUACCUGAAGAGCAUCAUACCAUCUGGUCACUAUGGCGUGCAUAUGGACCCAUAUGGGGAUGGCUGGACAUGGUCUGAUGACAGCACGCCCUUCUUUUUCAACUGGUUGGACCCAGCGCAGAAGCACCUGAACUCCAGCAAGAGGUGUGUUGCGUCCCUGCAGACUCCUGGCAGUCAGGGUAGAUGGGAGACACAGAGCUGCACUGAGAGACUCCCUUUCAUCUGCUAUGGAUCAGAGAGCCUGACUACCACCAGCACCCCAAAGCCUCAAGGUCUACAGUCAGUACUCUUGAAUGUUUUAGUGCCAGUGAAGAGAACACAGAUCGUGAGAGUGGAGCUCCAAGUUAACUCCUCCCUGAACUUGAACAUCCCUGAGGUUCAGGAAGUCCUCCUACAUCAGAUCAAAGUGAAACUGCAGGAGAACGGGCUGCCAGCAGAUGUCAAACUCAGCUGGAUCGAGCAGGCAGAUGGACAGAUUUUCCACAAGAAGAAGGAUGAAAAGAGAAAGAAAGAAGAGGAGAUGAGUUUUGAAUUUCACACUGACUUACUAAAUGCUGUUUUAACAGGGAGAGCUGAUUUUAAGUUUAUCAGCAAUGAAACAACUUGGAGUAACGCUCAACAUUACUGCAGAGAGCACCACACAGACCUGGCCAGUGUGAGGAACCUUAGUGAGAACCAAAGGGUUCAGAACUUGGUACCUUCAGGAACCGAUGCAUGGAUUGGCCUGUUCAGAGAUGUCUGGAAGUGGUCAGAUGGAAAUAACUCAUCAUACAGAUAUUGGAAAGAUAAUGAGCCAAAUAAUUAUGGAAAUCGAGAGGAGAACUGUGGCAAUACCUGGAUGCCUUUUAAUGGCAAAUGGAAUGAUUUUCCAUGUUCCAGCCAACGGCCGUUUUUCUGUUAUAUUGAGCCAGUGAUGAAGAGGCAGAUUGUGAGAGUGGAGCUCCAAGUUAACUCCACCCUGGACUUGAGUAACACUGUGGUUCAUGAUAAAAUCCUAAAUCAGAUCAGAAUGAAACUGCAGGAGAAUGGGCUGCCACCAAACACCAAACUGAGCUGGAUAAAGCAGCCUGAUGGACAGAUUUUCCACAAGAAGAAGGAUGAGAAGAAGAGACAGAGUGCAAAUAAGAAGAGGAAGAGCAAAGAUGAGUUUUGA